Fulvia fulva is the source of this 957-nucleotide messenger RNA. RefSeq lists its product as uncharacterized. The record is from RefSeq and is a predicted model, not a curated record. NCBI's taxonomy places the organism in Eukaryota, Fungi, Ascomycota, Dothideomycetes, Mycosphaerellales, Mycosphaerellaceae. The transcript is spliced from 2 exons. The coding region runs from base 1 to 957 and encodes 318 amino acids. Gene Ontology annotation, molecular function: protein binding.
AUGGCCAAGCAAACAAACGAUCACCCCCCGGGACUUCCAGCACGGAUGGUCGAGACACGUGGACGCAAGCGAACAGCUGAGGAGACUGCGGCUAAAGACCCAUCAAAACGUCGAAAGAAGAUUGACUACGAUGAGAUUUUUGUCGUCCUAGUUGGAGAGGAGAAGACGCGAUUCGAGGUCCACAGAAAUGUGCUCACACAGCGCACUUGCGCACCGGACAAAUUCAGAGAAGGCAAAGAGAAGAUAAUUCGCCUGCCGGAGCAGGAUGCAAAGACCUUUGGCAUCUAUCUGCAGUGGCUUUAUACAAGCAAGAUAUUCGUAUCGGAGCUGGAAAACGCAGUGGACAUAGCAGUGCGCGCCGGAAUAUGGGAGGGCAUCUCACUCGUACAAGCAGUGGAUGAGGACAUUGAGGAUGCCAUUGUCAGGGUCGAAACCGAGGACGAGAAAAAAUCCGAAGAAGCUGCCAGGCUGGUCGAGACAGCGGUGUUGGACUUGAUCAAACUCUACGCGAUGGCUGACUACCUGAAUGAUACAUCAUGCCGCAAUGCCAUCCUAGACCGCUUUCUCGGGACGUACGCGUGCAUUGGUCGUGCUCCAGCCGCAUCGAUUGUUGCCUCCAUCUACAACCUGACUCUGCGAAAAUGUCAACCUCGACGGGCCGCUGUGGAGUUGUAUGUGUUCAUGGCCAGCAGUGACUACGUGGACGAGUUGCUAAGGUACCUGAAGCGAAGCCAAGAUGUACUACCAGGCGACUUUUGGUUCGAUUUCGCUCUAGCAAGUGCACGAGCAAUCCUCAGGCCCCAAGGCUCCCCAGUUAAGGCGGAAAGAUGCUACUAUCAUGAGCACGAUGGAGACGUCCCGCAAUGCUCGCCGCUAGUCAAUCCCGUCACUGCGAGUCAGAUCAGACAAGCACAAGCCGAUGGCAACCUAGGACCCGACUUGAAGCCUGUACCGUGA